Molecule: messenger RNA, 1588 nt
Organism: Prosopis cineraria
Lineage: Eukaryota; Viridiplantae; Streptophyta; Magnoliopsida; Fabales; Fabaceae
Product: transcription factor TCP5-like
Exons: 2
Coding region: 229-1323 (364 amino acids)
Cellular component (GO): nucleus
Molecular function (GO): DNA-binding transcription factor activity; sequence-specific DNA binding
Source: RefSeq, a predicted model, not a curated record
AAAGGUUCAAGACUAAACUUGAGUUCUCUUCUUCUCUACUUAUUGGCCUUGAAGAGCUCUCCUUUUGGAAGGACUUUGCUGUGCUCCCAUCUUCUUCUGUGCUGCUCCUCCUCCUGCUGUUUAUUUCCUUGUCUAUGGUGGAAGCUUAAAGAUACAGCACCCUCAGAACUUUCUCUCCUCUGACACAGCAGGCGAUCCAUGAGAAGAGUAUUUUAGCAAAUAAUUAAGAUGAUGAUUGGAAAUUCAAGAAAAGGUUAUCAAGGGAAGCAAGAGGAUGAUAGCAGCACUACUCAUCAUCAUCAACAACAAAUCAUUAGUAACAGUAUCGAGAAGUUGUACAGCAAGGUAGGCUCUUCUUCCUCUUCUUCAAGACAAUGGUCAGGUCUGAGAAACCCGAGAAUCGUGCGAGUCUCACGGUCUUUUGGAGGGAAAGACAGGCACAGCAAGGUCUGCACCAUUAGAGGGCUCAGAGACAGAAGGAUCAGGCUGUCCGUGCCCACAGCGAUUCAGCUAUAUGAGCUUCAAGAUCGGCUUGGACUCAACCAGCCCAGCAAGGUCAUUGACUGGCUCAUUGAAGCCACAAAACAAGAUAUUGAUAAGCUCCCACCUCUUCCAAUCCCCCUUGGUUUCCCCCAAUUUCAUCACCAACACGGCCAAACCCUACUUCCUGAUCAUGAAUCAAAUUCUUCCUCUCAGCCACCUUCUCAGUUCGGUGCUUUCUUUGAUGCUAAUAACAACACUAGUUUCAUGGAUGCAGUGUCGAGGCUAAAAGGAAAAGAGUUGGAUGAAAGAGGAGGGUGUGUGUGGGAUAAAGGGAAGUGGGUGAUGAAAACAAACAAUGAACAAGACGGAAUUGGUGGUUCUGCUCAGAAUCUUUUCCCAUCUGGGAAUGCUCCUUCUCACUCUAAUUUACCUAUGACGUAUUAUAAUAGUUCCUUUCAUUCUGAGCCUUCAAAUUUUCUAUCUUUAUUUGGAAGCCAUGCUGUGUUUCCUAAUAAUAACAACAAUCACCAGAUAGAUCCUGCCCAUACUAGUGUGCAGUUCCCAUCUUCCUCGUCAGCUGUUUCCCAACUGUUGUUUUGUCCAAGUGCAUCUGCAACAGCACCGCCACUUUUUGCUCCUUAUUAUGCUCCGUAUUCCUCAGUGUCAUCACUGGAAACAGACCCAAGAGUGCAACAUUUGAACCAUAUUCAGUUGAUGAGCUCAUUUAAUUCUCAUCCUCAUCCUCUCGUUCUUCCAUCUCUGAAACCCCUUAUUCCAACACCGCCUUUCAGUUCCAGGCUUCUUGAUUCAAAUGAUAAUAAGGAAACUACUCCGUCUUGAAGGACACUGGGUGCUUGUGUGCUGGCUAGCUUCUCUUCAUCAGAUAUUCUUCCUGCUAAUUAAUUAUUGAUCGAGAAGCUAAUUGAAGCACAUACGGCCUCAAUCUGCGUGCCUUUGAUGUAUUUAUAUGCAUUUUUCAGAAGCUAAUAAGUCAUGAAUUCGUUCGCACCUGUAAGUAUGACAGUAAGUGAAUCUUUAUGCGUCCACUUUUAUAUUUCAUUAUGAUUAUUUAUCAAACUCAAAAUAGAUAGCUGGUUUGAAUCAA